GUCCUUUGAUUCGCAGAAACCUUAGGACUGUUGAGGACGUCACGCUCAGAAAUGCACCUUGACUUUAUUACACUUGAGGUCGACGACACGAACAACCAUGAAAUUCCCAGCAAGGUACCUAGUCCAAAUUUACCAACACACCUUGAGCCCAGAAACGACCCAGAUAUCGACCCAGACUAUGAGUUUGCAAUUGAGAACGGAGUCGUCUUUUCGCUAAGAUCCCCGACGGCCUCAGCAUGGAGGAUGCGGGCACUAUGAGCACUGUCUUCACCACAGCAAUCUACGCCCUAUGCCACCUGUGCCCCCCCUCCAGAACGGGCCAGAUUAUUCUCAUCCACUCGGCCUGUGGCGCCGUUGGCAUCGCUGCGAUUCAGCUUGCCCAGAUGGUAGGCGCCAAGAUCUUCGCUAUGGUAGGCAACCGGGAGAAAGUACAAUAUCUUGUAGAAACCUUCAGCAUUCCUCGCGAGCAGAUUUUCGACUCGCAUAGCAAUUCUUCCAUGCAGGACGUAAUGACGGCCACGGACGGCCAGGGGGUCGAUGUGGCACUAAACUCGCUUGCCGGCGAAUUGCUUCACUCAACUUGGGGAGAGCAGUGCUUUCCGGGUGUUCUUCUUCAAUGGUAUCACCGACUUUAUAAGUGUACAUCGCAUACUUACUCUAACAUCAAUCCCGCAUCGUAACCGGCCUUCACCAACCCUGUCAUAGCGCUGCCCGGCUGUAUUCCGAUGUAGACCUUUUGUUAUUGCGCCUUUCCUUAGCUUUUAUGUACGUUAUUCCUUGGUCUGUGCUGUAUAUCGGAAACCAGGUCUAGUUAAAUCCAUAACAAGGCCUUAGCAAAUGUGUAGACGUCUUGCGAUCGAAAGAUAUUGUAUGUGUACGUAUUGAAAUGGAUAAGAACAUGUAAGCUCAUAAGGCCAGUAGCC
This is a messenger RNA of Xylaria bambusicola, 923 nucleotides long. RefSeq lists its product as uncharacterized. The record is from RefSeq and is a predicted model, not a curated record. Bases 237 to 680 code for a protein of 147 amino acids. Gene Ontology annotation, molecular function: oxidoreductase activity. The transcript has a single exon. NCBI's taxonomy places the organism in Eukaryota, Fungi, Ascomycota, Sordariomycetes, Xylariales, Xylariaceae.